AUGCAGGCAUUUAAGGCCUGCGCUCCUCGGGCGCUGCGAUCUGCGACUAGCACUACGUCAAGAAGCUAUGCCACCGUCUCGUCGGGUUCGCCCUAUACUCAGACGCGGAAUAACCUGAGAAUCCACGCCGACACGAAAGUCCUCUUUCAGGGUUUCACGGGCAAGCAGGGUACAUUUCAUGCUCAACAGGCAAUUGAGUACGGCACCAAGGUUGUGGGUGGAACGAACCCGAAAAGCGAGCCUCCCCAGGCCGGUACCCAGCAUCUUGGUCUGCCCGUUUUCAAGAAUGUUACCGAGGGUGUAAAAGAGACAGGAGCUACUGCAAGUGUCAUAUUCGUACCGCCUCCGGUAGCAGCAGCUGGUAUCAUGGAAGCUAUUGAAGCUGAAAUACCGCUGGUGGUGUGCAUUACUGAAGGAAUCCCCCAACAUGAUAUGCUUAAGGUCACCGACGCGCUAAAAACCCAAAGCAAGACACGUUUGGUUGGUCCCAACUGCCCUGGAAUCAUCGCGCCCGGCCAAUGCAAGAUCGGCAUCAUGCCAGGAUUCAUCCACAAACGAGGAAGAGUUGGGAUCGUAUCAAGAUCGGGAACACUGACAUACGAGGCGGUCAAUCAAACAACCCAAGCAGGUCUCGGACAAUCUUUGGUCGUGGGUAUCGGAGGUGAUCCAUUCAGCGGCACCAACUUUAUUGACUGCCUGAGUGUUUUCAUGGAAGACGACGAGACAGAGGGUAUCAUCAUGAUUGGUGAGAUUGGAGGGAGCGCCGAGGAGGACGCGGCAGAGUUCCUAAAGAGCGAGAACAAGAAGAACAAGCCCGCAGUCAGCUUCAUUGCCGGUAUCACUGCCCCUCCAGGGCGCCGAAUGGGACAUGCUGGUGCUAUCGUCAGCGGAGGAAAAGGUGGUGCCGAAUCAAAGAUCUCGGCAUUGGAAGCUGCUGGAGUGAUCGUGGAGAGGAGUCCAGCCAUGUUGGGCAAAUCGUUGCAUGCACAGUUCGUUAACCGGGAUCUGGUCUGA
This is a messenger RNA of Cladophialophora bantiana CBS 173.52, 1014 nucleotides long. RefSeq lists its product as uncharacterized. Gene Ontology annotation, molecular function: succinate-CoA ligase (ADP-forming) activity; succinate-CoA ligase (GDP-forming) activity. Bases 1 to 1014 code for a protein of 337 amino acids. Gene Ontology annotation, biological process: tricarboxylic acid cycle. The record is from RefSeq and is a predicted model, not a curated record. Gene Ontology annotation, cellular component: mitochondrion; succinate-CoA ligase complex (ADP-forming). The transcript has 3 exons. NCBI's taxonomy places the organism in Eukaryota, Fungi, Ascomycota, Eurotiomycetes, Chaetothyriales, Herpotrichiellaceae.